UUUAUCCACCAUUUAUGAGCCACAGUUCAACGGGAAACGUCUGAAGCAACACAUUCGAAAGACACUAUAGUGGAAACUUUUCUCAAUCCGGCAGCUGAACUUAAUUUUUAAGGAGAAAUCAUACCGACUGGAAAAGGAAACAAGUACGAUAAGCUUGGAACAAAAAAAGCAGAUACCGCUUACUCUUUGAGGAAGACUAGAAGGGAAGGGACGUCUACCUCUGGAGCAGGAAAGGACAUAAAAAGACAAAGAAUGGGGUCAUUUGGACUUGAGCUGGCUGGCAUUAGUCUGUCAGUGGUGGGCUGGCUGCUGAGCCUGGUGAGUUGCUUUCUGCCCAUGUGGAGGGUCUCAGCCUUCAUUGGCGCCAACAUCGUCACCGCUCAGGUGUACUGGGAAGGUCUGUGGAUGAGCUGUGUAUUCCAAAGCACGGGCCAGAUGCAGUGCAAGGUCUAUGACUCCAUGCUGGCUCUACCGCAAGACCUCCAGGCAGCUCGGGCCCUCACCGUUAUCACCAUCGUCAUAGGAGUGGUGGCUCUUCUCAUAUCCUUGGUGGGAGCCAAGUGUACCAACUGCAUCGAGGAGGAGGUGGUUAAAGCCAGGGUGAUGGUGUCCUCAGGAGCGGCGUUCAUCACGGCAGCCGUGGCAGAGAUCGUGCCCGUUUCCUGGUCUGCGCACACCAUUAUCAUGGAGUUCUACAAUCCAGUUAUCCCCUCCGGGCAGAAGAUGGAGAUCGGAGCAGCGCUGUACCUGGGAUGGGCUGCCGCAGCACUACUUUUAAUCGGGGGGGCCAUUCUUUGCUGCAGUUGCCCCCCACAGGAGGAGAAACAGCUGAGGUACAACAUAGCACCUCAGAGUCGUAUGGCAUACUCUGCCGCUCCCAGGUCAACGACUCAAAGCUCCUACAAUAGAAGAGACUAUGUCUGAGAGAGACGAGCCAAAAAAAAAAUAAAUCUGUUGUUUAGAUUGAGUUUUGACAUUCAGUCGUUAUUUAUACAUGUUCAGAUAAUUCAUUUGUUUAACCAUAAACAACAGUUAAACAAUUGUGUUUUGUAGAUUACUAGAAAUAACAAUAGGCAUAUAUGUUUUUAUACAUUUGAAAGGAUUGAAAACCUUCCACAUAAUGCUGUUUACAUAUGUUCACUAAA
Molecule: messenger RNA, 1145 nt
Organism: Cyprinodon tularosa
Lineage: Eukaryota; Metazoa; Chordata; Actinopteri; Cyprinodontiformes; Cyprinodontidae
Gene: cldn3d
Product: claudin 3d
Exons: 1
Coding region: 253-924 (223 amino acids)
Biological process (GO): bicellular tight junction assembly; cell adhesion
Cellular component (GO): bicellular tight junction; plasma membrane
Molecular function (GO): structural molecule activity
Source: RefSeq, a predicted model, not a curated record